Messenger RNA from Rotaria sp. Silwood1, 2685 nucleotides. NCBI's taxonomy places the organism in Eukaryota, Metazoa, Rotifera, Eurotatoria, Philodinida, Philodinidae. The record is from the annotation of a GenBank genome assembly.
AUGGAUGAAAUUGAAAAAUUAGGUAGUUGCAAAAAUAGCAAUGAAUAUGUUAUUAAUAAUCCUGAUGACUGUAUUACGAUUAUUUAUACAAGUGGAAGUUUGGGAUUUCCAAAAGGAGCAAUGAUAUCUGAAAAUGUUUUUCGAGUUACGUUUUCACAACGGACUUUAUUUCGAAAUCAAGAAAAUAUCAAAUUUAGUUAUCGACCAUUAGCGUGGAUAACUGAUCGUAAAGCAACGAUUGCAACAUUUCUCGAAGGUGGAUCUACAGGAUUUUCAACAGGUGAUAUGAAUCGACUUAUGGAAGAACUUGCUUUAGUCUCACCGACAAGUUUCUCAGCACCGCCUACGUUUUGGAAUAAGAUCUAUUCGGAAUUUCAAAGAAGUCUUGCAUUAAUAGAUGAAAAAGAUAAAAAAACUCUGCUAGAAUCUUUCUCGAAAUUAAUUCCUCAACGAUGUCGAGUUAUUUCUAUUGGUGGUGCUAUGGUUAGUCCAUUAGUAUUAAAUUUUAUGAAACAAUGUUUUCGACAUUGUAAAAUAGUUGAAGCAUAUGGAACAACAGAAUGUGGACGAAUCACUUUCAAUUAUAAGUUUCUUAACACCAUUAUUGAUUAUCGUCUUGAAUCAGCCAAAGAUAUUGGUUAUACAAUUGAUGAUAAACCUUUUCCACGAGGAGAACUUGUCAUUAAAACUGCACAAAUGUUUUCUGGAUAUAUAAAUAAUAUUGAAGAAACAAAAUUGGCAUUGACCGACGAUGGAUAUUUUCGUACAGGUGAUAUUGUUGAAUUACGUUUGAAUGAUGGUGAGACACCUAGUAUACACGUAAUUGAUCGUAGAAAAAAUUUUUUCAAACUUGCCCAAGGACAAUUUGUGUCAGCUGAAUUUCUUGAAAACAUCUAUUUACAAAGUCUAUUCAUUGAACAAAUCUAUAUAUAUGGUGAUGGUCUAUAUAAUAGUGUCAAAGCAGUAAUCAUACCUAAUAAAGACUAUUAUGAAAAUUUUCUUAAAAAACAAAAUAUUAAAAAAAUGAAUUAUGAUAAUACAGAUAAAUUACUUUAUGAUACUAUUUUGAAUGAUUUACAUACCAUAGCUAUGAAGGAAUCACUUCAAAUAUAUGAAAUUCCAUCGAAAUUAAUUAUUGAUUUUGAACCAUUUACUAGUGAAAAUGGUCUUUUGACAUUGUCCAUGAAGCUUUGUCGACCGAAAUUAUUUGUACACUAUGCUCAUCGAUUAAAAGAGCACAAUUCUAUUCAUAAUCAAUUGAAAAUAAUUCUCGAAAAAGUAAUUGGACAAGAAUUAUUAUUAAAUGACAAUGAUCCAUUGUUUGUAACAACAGGUGUUGAUUCAUUAACUGGUCUACGUCUAUCUCAUAUGAUUGAUAAUGAUCUUGGUAUAUCUAUACCAUUAAACAUUCUAUAUGAACCUGAUAUAAGUUUACAGAAAUUAGUUAAUAUUGUUCAAAAUCCUUUACAAAUAUGUUCUUGGUCAGAAUCGAUUAAAUCAGAAUUAUUAAAUGAUUGUCAAUUAGAUUUGAAUAUAGAAGUUAAAACACAUAAAAAUAUAAAUGAUUUACCUUCAAGAAUAUUUAUUACGGGAACAACUGGAUUUAUUGGAGCUUUUCUACUUUUUGAAAUGUUAAAAUAUUAUCCAUCGACAUGUAAAUUUCUAUGUCUUGUUCGAUGUCAAACUUCUACGAAUCCAUUAGAUCGUAUUCGAGAUAAUAUGAUAUAUCUUCAAGUAUGGAAUGAUGAUUUUCGUGAACGAAUUAUUCCUUUACGAGGUGAUCUUACACAAUAUCAUUUUGGACUUGAUGAUGCAACAUAUGAAGAUUUUGCUAAUAAAACAGAUAUUAUUAUUCAUUGUGCUGCUAUCGUUAAUUUUGUAUUACCAUAUAGAAUACUUCAUGAUACAAAUGUUAAUGGUACUAAAGAAAUUAUUCGUUUUGCUUCUCAUCCUUCGGCAUAUAUACCAAUAAUAUAUAUGUCGACAAUGAGUGUAUUAUCGAAUGGAAUAAAUGAUGAAAUAUCUAUUGAUAAUAUUCGUACAGAUCAUUUAAGUAAUGGCUACACACAAAGUAAAUGGGUUUCAGAGAUACUCAUGACAAAAGCUAGUCGUAUUGGUAUACCAGUUAUUAUCUAUCGUUUAGGAUCUAUUGGUGCUAGUACUGAAACAGGUGCUUGUAAUAAACAUGAUUUAAAUACAUUAUUCCUUAGUACAAUUAUGAUGAGUGGUUAUUAUCCAUCAACAAUCGUAAAAAAGAAGUUUAAUCAAUUACCUGUUAAUUUAGCUGCUCAUACGAUUAUUAUUCCUAAUCAAAAUCAAUCUUAUACUUAUGGAAAGAUUUAUCAUAUUGUUAAUCAAAAUGAAACAAUCUCAUUUGAAAAUAUUGUCGAAUGUAUUUGUAAGUGUGGUAUUAAAAUUGAACCUAUAUGUGAUGAUGAAUGGAAACAUAAGCUAAUAUUACAAUCAAAGGAAAAUAAUUUUAUUAAAUCGAUCGGAGAAUUCUUCAUAUAUAAUUUAUUUAAACAAACAAGUUCGACUGUUCAACAAAAUAAAUCAAAUGAAAAUUCUCAAUUGAAUUUUCUAUCUAUUGAUAAUAACUAUAUUAUGAAAUGGUUAACAUUCAUUUUACAGCAUAUUGAAAACUUUGGAUUCGAAAAGAAAAUUAUUCAACAAAAAAAUGCGUAA